GCAAACCCAGUCAGCCUCAUUUGAAUAUCCCAUUCCCACUUCCAGAACAUUCUCUCGCCUAGGAUAUAUAGAGCAGGAGCCUGAGUUACAGUUACAUUAUCGACAGGACACAACUCAGAAGAGAAACUCUGCAAAUCUGUGCCAGAAUGAAAAUCGCAGACAUCAAAACAUCUCAAGGCUGCUGUAGCUGCUUUUGGAGACGGACAGGAUGUGGAUGACUAACGUUGUAGCUCUCUGUCUGCUGGCCGUCAUGGCCUCUGCAGAAGACAAGAAGCUGAGCAGCCAUGCCACCACACUGGCUGAUAACAGUGCCAACCUGGCAUUCAGCCUGUACCAUAACAUGGCAAAGGAGAAAGACGCUGAGAACAUCCUCAUCUCUCCUGUGGUUGUGGCCUCCUCUCUGGGGAUGGUGGCUCUUGGUGGUAAAUCCUCCACUGCCUCUCAGGUUAAAACAGUCCUGAGUGCUGACAAGCUGAAGGAUGAGCAUCUGCAUGCAGGUCUAUCAGAGCUGCUCUCUGAGGUGAGUGAUGCUAAGACACGCAACACCACCUGGAAGAUCAACAACCGCCUUUAUGGCCCCAGCUCCGUCUCCUUCGUUGAUGAGUUUGUGAAGAACAGCAAGAAACAUUACAACUACGACCAUUCAAAAAUUAACUUCAGGGACAAGAGGAGUGCAGUGAACUCCAUCAAUGAGUGGGCAGCCAAGUCCACAGACGGAAAGUUGCCUGAGGUGACCAAGGAUGUGCAGAACACCGAUGGAGCCAUGAUCGUCAAUGCUAUGUUCUUCAAGCCCCACUGGGAUGAGAAGUUCCAUGAAAAAAUGGUGGACAACCGCGGUUUCCUGGUUUCUCGCUCAUUCACUGUCGGAGUUCCCAUGAUGCAUCGCACAGGUCUUUAUGACUUCUACGAGGACACAGAAAACCGUAUCUUUGUGCUGAACAUGCCUCUGGGCCAGAAACAGGCCUCUAUGAUCCUCAUCAUGCCCUACCACCUGGAGCCCCUCGAUCGCCUGGAGAAACUGAUGACCAGGAAACAGGUGGACACAUGGAUCAGCAAGAUGAAAAACAUGGCUGUGGCCAUCUCCCUCCCCAAAAUCUCAGUGGAAGUCAGUCACAACCUGCAGAAACACCUUGCUGAGCUUGGUCUUACUGAGGCUGUGGACAAGGCAAAGGCUGACCUGUCCAACAUCUCUGGAAAGAAGGACCUUUACCUCUCCAACAUGUUUCAUGCUUCAGCAUUGGAAUUGGACGUCGUGGGAAACCCAUUCGACACCUCCAUCUUUGGUUCAGAUAAACUGAGGAAUCCCAAACUUUUUUACGUAGAUCACCCCUUUAUUUUCCUUGUGAAGGACAACAAGACCAACUCCAUCCUGUACAUCGGUAGAGUCGUUAAACCUAAGGGAGACAAGAUGCGUGAUGAGCUAUAAUGUUAAUGUGCUGAAUUGUUGUGGUAGAAAAAUUAUGUCAGGAAACUGUGUGUGUGUCUGUAUUUUAUGGUUUUCUUUUGGUAUGACUGUUACCUCUAGAGCACAUUCCAAUAGACAAUCUGUGGACCUUUUAGACACUAAAAACCUUCACAGGGACCAGUUCUACAUAAAUGUUAGGUGUCAGUUUUAUGCCCCCUUAGACUGAAUCCCACUUCAAAACAUAUGGCAGUUGACACAGCAGACAACAUGCUUAUAUUAAGUAUGAUCUCUUCUUUCUAUGUCAUACUUUGCCGAUAUUGGUCAGGUGCGUUUUCUUCCAAUAUCUUUAAUGUUUAAAGAAAAAAGGUCUUUGCACAAGCUUGUUGCCAGUUUUGUCCCACAUGUCUUCAUACACUCAGUCUUUAUUUUCCUUUGCCUCCAGUCUGCACUGAAUUGUUCCUCUGCUUGCAGUGGAAAGGUGGUAAAUAUCUGGUGCCUAAUAUAUGUUCACUUGCCAACCAUACUGUGUCUUAUUUGUCUCCAUAGGUAUUUUCCACAAAUAAGCUGUUGGAAUUGUUUGCUUGGAUUAAAAAAUGUCAAUUUUUCAAUAAAAUCAAGAAAAAUGA
Messenger RNA from Sphaeramia orbicularis (orbiculate cardinalfish), 2031 nucleotides. RefSeq names its product serpin peptidase inhibitor, clade H (heat shock protein 47), member 1b (gene serpinh1b). Gene Ontology annotation, molecular function: serine-type endopeptidase inhibitor activity. Gene Ontology annotation, cellular component: endoplasmic reticulum. Gene Ontology annotation, biological process: negative regulation of endopeptidase activity; collagen fibril organization. The record is from RefSeq and is a predicted model, not a curated record. The transcript is spliced from 8 exons. NCBI's taxonomy places the organism in Eukaryota, Metazoa, Chordata, Actinopteri, Kurtiformes, Apogonidae. Bases 209 to 1426 code for a protein of 405 amino acids.